Messenger RNA from Lucilia sericata (common green bottle fly), 5372 nucleotides. RefSeq lists its product as uncharacterized. Gene Ontology annotation, cellular component: endoplasmic reticulum membrane; nucleus. NCBI's taxonomy places the organism in Eukaryota, Metazoa, Arthropoda, Insecta, Diptera, Calliphoridae. The record is from RefSeq and is a predicted model, not a curated record. Gene Ontology annotation, biological process: protein autoprocessing; positive regulation of DNA-templated transcription. Gene Ontology annotation, molecular function: sequence-specific DNA binding; DNA-binding transcription factor activity.
UUUCAGGUUUUUAGACAAAUUAUUUACUAAACAAAUAUUAGAAGGAUGCUCGAAAUAACAAAAAGUUUUUAUAAAUUUAGCACAGAUGGACAUGGACUUUUACAAUGAACAUAUACUAACAGAUUUGGACCGGGCAGACUAUGUGGGUGGAAUUGACAAUGAAGCAAUCUUUUUUGAAGAUCUACAAGUAACAGCGGGUCUUGGUCGCUUGGGUCCAGAUGGAAGCAACAGCAGCAAUACUACAAACAAUGGUGGUGAAAACCUAACACUGCCAUGUACAGCCAAAACAGAAACACCCGUAACUUCGCCCUCGCCCAUGACAACAAUAGGACCCGACAUAAUCCUACCCUCAAUACCAACAGUCUCAGCGCGAGUUAGCUUAACAUCUGCGCCAGCAACACCACAUAUUGGUAUACAUCACUCCAGUAACAAUAACAAUAAUCCUACACUAUCACACCUGCCCGAAAGUCCACCAGAUUCUGGAUCUGAACCACCCUACAGUCCAUUGCAAGAUGUACAGGGUUUAACCUUAAAUACACGUGAUAUUUACAAUCACGCAGGAGGAGGAGGAGGGGGAGGUAGUAACUCGACUCCUGCUAUUAAUGAUUUACACAACAUGCAGGUGCAUCAUCCGCCACAACCGCCACCAUUACCCCAACAACAACAUCACUAUACACAUUUACUAAACAGUCCCAUGAAUGUUAAUCCUUUGGCAAGUCCCCCCACCCAGGAAGCCUUGAAUGCUGGGAUACGUGUGAAGCAUGAAACCGGUCUCAUAAUCAAUCCGAAUAACUUAACGCAAACCUUACAUUCGAAUGCCUCACACUCCUUAGAUACUCAUAUUGAGAUGCCUAGCCAACAGCCGCAGCAGCAAACACAGCUUAUGUAUGCCACCAACAACAAUCAUAAUCAUCAUAACAGCAGCCCUAGUAAUCAAAUUAACUAUGAAAGUCUAACGAACAAAUUGUAUGCAAAUCCCGGACAACCAGCACCUCCUCCACCGUAUCAGAUUAAUUUGAACCACCUCGAACAUCCCUCAGUAGUGGAAACAUCUACCUGUAUGUUAAGCAGCAUAAGUGAUCUGCCACAUGUGCAGGUAGUGGGUACCAGCAUACCCUCCACGCCCACACUAAGUAGAACUUCGGCUCCCUCAACCCCCAAUCAUCAGUCAUCGUCGCGUAAACGUAAAAUGACCACACAAAUUGAUGAUCCCGAUUUUCGAUGUGUUAAGCCAGAUCCAGGUUUAAUAUUAAGUCCCUCACGCAGUUCAGUUUGUUCCACACCCAUGCCGGGUGACAGCUCCAAGAGAUCAUCUAUAUCACCGCUCAACAUACAACUAAGUAACCAUGAUAUGGUGGACACACCAGCCCCAUCAAAUGCUUCCCUUUCGCCGGCUCUCUCCUCGGUGCAUAUGGAUGGUAGUGUCAAGAAUUGCGAUACUUCUUCACAAAGUGGUGAUGCUCUAAGUCCUUGCAUACGUUUUUCACCCUUUCAACAGCAAAAUUGGCAUAAAUUAUGCGAUCAGCAUUUGCAAGAAAUAUCGGUGGUUUAUUAUCGGGUCGAUGCCGAUAAAGGUUUCAAUUUCUCCGUAUCGGAUGAUGCGUUUGUGUGUCAGAAAAAGAAUCAUUUUCAAAUAACUUGCCAUGCUCGCUUGCAAAGUGAAGCUAAAUUUGUGAGAACGCCGUCCGGUUUAGAGAAGAUCAAGUCCUUCCAUUUGCAUUUCUAUGGGGUGAAAUUGGAGGCGCCCAAUCAAACUAUACGCAUUGAACAAAGUCAAUCGGAUCGUUCGAAGAAACCUUUCUUUCCUGUACCUAUCGAUCUCCAAAGUCACAUUGUUAGUAAGGUAACAGUGGGACGUUUACACUUCUCCGAAACUACCAACAAUAAUAUGCGCAAAAAGGGACGUCCAAAUCCCGAACAACGUUAUUUCCAACUUAUUGUUGCCUUGCAUGUCCAUACCGCUUCCGGCGACUUUCCCAUUAUCAGCCAAGGUAGUGAUAAAAUCAUAGUACGUGCCUCUAAUCCCGGACAAUUUGAAUCGGAUGUUGAUUUGUGUUGGCAACGUGGUCUUACCCAAGACUCCAUAUACCAUGCCGGUCGUGUGGGUAUUAAUACCGAUCGUCCCGAUGAAAGUCUAGUGGUGCAUGGCAAUCUUAAGAUCUCUGGUCAUAUAGUGCAGCCCAGUGAUAGUAGAGCCAAACAGGAAAUCGGUGAAUUAGACACAUCGGUACAGUUGCGCAAUCUCCAAAAAAUACGUAUUGUACGUUAUCGUCUAGAGCCCCAGUUUGCACUGCAUGCUGGUCUCAAAGGUCACAAAGAUACGGGAGAAAUUGUUGACACUGGGGUAAUUGCGCAGGAAGUACGCGAGGUAAUACCCGAUGCCGUGCAAGAGGCUGGCAGUGUGGUACUGCCGAACGGCAAUGUUAUUGAAAAUUUCCUACUGGUGAAUAAGGAUCGCAUACUUAUGGAAAAUAUUGGUGCCGUCAAGGAACUGUGCAAAGUAACGGGUACUUUAGAGACGCGCAUAGAAAAUUUGGAGCGUGUCAAUACCCGUUUGCAGCGUGCUAAAGAAAAUGAGCUACAGUUUUUGCAUUGCAAAAGUAUAACGAGCAAUCGGGAUGGCUAUGAAAUUUGCUCGAAUAGAACACUACAAAUUAUUAUAUUUCGAUUAGUUAUUGUUAUGGCAAGCCUAGGUGAUUUGGCCGCAGUUUCCACUUUAUAUUUUGUCGAACAUAAUAAGAAACAACAAAGUCUAAAAUAUCUAGAUAGCAUACAACUCUUAAAUAAUGGCCACCUAUAUGGCCAUGAAGGUCUAACGUUAACGGAACAGGAACACAAUUUUAUCAAUAUGUUAAAAUCAGCCAGAAAUCAUACGCACUGGCCGUCAUUUGCUUAUCAAUCUCCCAUUGCUAUAGGCGGAGGAGCGGUGGGGACAGGUGUAACAAGAUCUCAAAGUCGUAAUCACAGCGAAUAUCAACGAGCAGACUAUAGAUAUUUGGGUACACCGGAUGAUAUUAGUAAUCCCUCUUCGGCUCAACAGUUGAGAAAUGAUGAAAUAACAGUGGUCAUGGAAAAACCUUCGGUGAGUCAUGAACUUUUGCAAGUCUACAAUGAGCCACAGAGGGUCACUGUUGCUCCAACACUAGCACGAAACAAUAAGACUUCGAUAAGUAAACAUAAAAACAAAUGGCCGCAACCGCAAAUAGUUUUAAGAGUAAUGCAAUCAGCUACGCAUCGUAAUGCUCUACCAUCGACACGUUCGCUUAACUUAAAUGGUCAAGCAAAUGAAGAGACGCCGCAGAAUGUUUCACACAGUGCGAGCGAAACUUCGACGGAGAAAAUUGCCGAUGUUCAACAAGAUUUCGAAAAUAAUUCCAUUGACACUGACUCACACCAACAACAACAAGUCAACAAUCGUGUAAAGUUAGCACCGGCCAAAAUACGGGCACCAGCAGCCAAAGUUCCCACUCAUAGUGAAAUACAAAAGUUAAAUGUCGACCUACCCAUAGUCAGCACAUCCAGCAGUAAUAUUAUAGAUGAAACGGGACUUGUUAUAGAAAAUUCCGCCACCCAAUCGAAUCUUUUAAGACACACCAAUCCCAAGGGAGGAGAGUUGAUUAUAUACAAAACUGUCUCACCGCCUACAGCCACUACUAGCACCACAAGUAGUCGCAGCAUUACGAAUAAAGUCAAUACUGAUGCUCCUCAUACAAAUAACUCGUUGGAGACUCAAUCUAUUACAAAUAAAAGUCGCAAUUUUGUGGAUCGUACCACUGACAAUUCGGAUCUAUUGCAACAACUUUCUAAUGAUAACAAUGAAUCGAUCUAUAGUGCCACCGAUAUUAUUGGCAAUCCGGAGAAUUUUAUUUUAGGUUUAGAUGAUCGUCAAUCGCUUUUAGGACGUCGUUCUUCAUCACCAUCAUCCGCUGGGAGUACGGGUAAUCAGCAAGAAAUUGCAAAUGUAUGGGUACAAAAUUCCAUAGCUUAUGUUAAUACCUUUGGCGAGCCCGAACAAUGUAAUAGUAAAACAAAACGUGAGGAUAUAUCUAACUGUCAGUCCGUUUGUUUCGAAGAAAACAAUCAACUCUUGGCCCCCAAUCAAUCAAAUUUAAGCUUAAGACCUGCGGAAGCCAAAAGAAAACCCUCUCUACAACAAGAGGAAAUCGAUAAUGAAAAUCACAGUGAAUCUGAAGAUAAUGAUGCAAUUAUAAAUGAUACCGACGAUGACUUACAGUCGACCUAUAAUGGUAAUGUUAAAAAUAAAGAAACGCUAGAUGGCGCCAUAUUGGCGGCCUCAUUGCCGCAAGGAAGAACUGCCCAUAAUAAACAAACUCCUUCAAAACAACUAGCUACUGAGGCAGAACGUCCAGAAGAUGCUGAAAAUUUAGAUGUGCUAUUGGAGCAUACCUUCUCCGAUGAAACCGUUGAUGAGGAGACGAAAAAAGUUAAAAAGGAUAAAAUCGAGAUUGGCAUAGUGCAACCUAAAUUGUCCGUAGAUCCAGAUUUACCACCUGAUGAAACAGAUUGUUGGAAAAUACGCAGUUGUAUAUGGGCGGAACGUUUAAAUAAUACUUUUGCCACAGAUGAUUUUUGUCCCAAAUUGGGUAAAUCUGUGAAUAAGACAUUUGUCAUACCGCUAUCGCGUUUCUUUAAGGAACAAAGUAUUGAAUUACAUUUAACAUCUUCAUUACCUUUACAAUGGGUCCUCUGCAAUUUACAUGAACAUUCACAAAAUGUUUUACAACGUAGACGUAACACCUCUUUACUUCUACUUAAUGUCCCUAGUCGGGGCUAUUUUGUUAAAGAUUUAAUAUUACGUGCCACCAAUGAUCCGGAAAAGACAAAUAUUUGCCAAGAACGACCGCACGAUGGCAACACCAUAUUGCAGUACAAUUUUAGAAUUUUAAGAAAUUGUGAUUAAAAAACCCACACAUACACAACAACAACACUGAAUCCUAAAUGAAUGAAAUCUUAAUACUAAAUUUUAAAUCUUAAGAACAAGUCUCUAAAUUUAAAUUAAUUUGUACGUAAACAUUUAAAUGCCCAAACUUAUACAUUAUUUUACUUUUUUUCUGAUAAACACAAAAAUAAUUAAAAAAUAUUAAUUAAAUCACAAAACUAUUUCAUUGUAUCAAUAAAUGACAAAAAGAAUUAAAAUAUAAAAGAAUCAUGUCAUAGAACAAAUUGCAACUAAGCGAACAAAAAUAUUAUUUGAUUUACUUUUUUUAUUAAUUUUUAAUUACAUAUUUUGUAAAUAGUGUUUAGUUAAAAUAAUUAACAUAAUACAUAAAAAAAUUGUUUAAAAGCUUUUAUUAUUUUGCCUUUACUAAGAACAAACAAACGAAAUCGAAAACAAAAUUAAAUCUAAAUUU